Molecule: messenger RNA, 3624 nt
Organism: Platichthys flesus (European flounder)
Lineage: Eukaryota; Metazoa; Chordata; Actinopteri; Pleuronectiformes; Pleuronectidae
Gene: pald1a
Product: phosphatase domain containing paladin 1a
Exons: 20
Coding region: 388-3000 (870 amino acids)
Source: RefSeq, a predicted model, not a curated record
CUGUCACACAUCUAAACCUCAGACAGAGAGCUGUGUCACCCCCCCUCCACUCCCCUCCCACCCUUGCCUUCUCCCGCUUAGUGCCUGUCUGGGAUCUGUCUUCACUGAAGGACGUGUUCAUUGACUCGCGUUAUUAGGACGCGUUAUGAUGCGAGACCGCCGCCUGCCGUAGUGCGAUCAGCGCCCAGAGAGCGACAGAUCAGAUGCCAGCGAGGAUGUCCGACUGAGACCAGUGCCGCUGCCUUGCUGGAGAGCUGUCAUUUUGGUUUAUUUUUAACCCCCCUAUUCUCUCUCCUCUUUUUUUUUUUCCCUCAUUGCGCUCCCUCAGAAACUCAAGCACCUCUCGGAUGGUGGACUGGACAGCUGAAUGCCAGCUGCUUGUGGAGCAUGGGUACAACUGCCAGUGCCGCACCGCAGCCAGUGUCCGCAGCCUCGCCACUGGAGAGUGUCCACAGCAACGGGAUGGCCGACAGCAGGCAGUCUCUUACCAUGAGCCCCUUUCAGACAGUCAACAUCCACAACAACAAGGCCAAGUCCAUUAUCACCAACAAAGUCGCACCUGUCGUCAUCACGUAUAAUUGCAGACAGGAGUUCCAGAUUCACGAUGAAAUCCUCAAGACCAACUACAAAGUCGGGCGGAUAUCAGAAACCAUGCCCGAGCACUACCUGGUGCAGGGGGAGUACUUCAUGGUCCAGGACGUGUACAGCAAGGCUGAUGUCCUGAACACCACGGGCAGCUAUGGGGCGCCCAACUUCCGCCAAGUCAAGGGAUCCUACCCUCUGUACGGGAUGGGUCAGCCGAGCCUGAACGGCUUCAAACAGGUCCUCCAGAGGCUCCAGGUGGAAGGACACAAGGAGGUUAUAUUCUUCUGUGUACGAGAGGAGCCGGUGGUUUUCCUGCACAAGGAUGACGACUUUGUGCCGUACACCCCCAGGAGGAAGGAAAACCUACAUGAGAACCUACACGGCCUGAAAAAGGAGGUGCUGGUGGAGAGCCUGGAGCUCACCGUCAGGAAGGAGCUCCACGACUUCGCCAUGCUCAACGAAAACAUCUUCUCCGUCUACAAUGACAUAGAGUUCUUCAAAGACGAGCCCCAGAAGAUCUCCAUCACGUGUGAGGAGGACAUCCAUGUGACAGAGGAGGUCUACAAGAGGCCCAUGUUCACCAUGCCGGCCUACAGGUAUUACAGAUUACCUUUACCGACGGAGGGAGCGCCGCUGGAAGAAGACUUUGACGCAUUUGUUAACAUUCUCAGGGAGAGUCCCAGCUUGUCCCUGGGCCACGAUGCAUCCCGGCCGCUGCCGACGCUGCUCUUCAGCUGCCAGGUGGGCGUCGGCCGCACCAACCUUGCCAUGAUCCUGGGCACCCUGGUCAUGAAUCGCCUGAGGGGGGAUUCACAGCCGCCGUCUCAGGUUGAGGAGGCAGCAGCUUCAGAGCCUAAACCACUUUUCCAGGUCAUCCAGUCUCUGAUCAACAAGCUGCCGAAUGGACAGCAGGUCAUGGAAGAGGUUGACCAGGCUAUCGCCCUGUGUUCAGAAAUGCACAACAUAAAAGAAGCGAUACAUGAGAACAAGAGAAAGCUGGAAGGGAUCGGAGAAGAUUAUCAAAUACAGGGAAGCAGCACCAAAGACUACUUUCUCAACCGCACCAUGCAGAGUUUGGAGCGCUACUUCUACUUGAUUGUGUUUAACGCGUACCUUCACGAACAGUAUCCUCUUGCCUUUGUGUCCAACUUCAGCCAGUGGAUGUGCUGCCAUGCGUGGCUGUACAGACUGCUGGCCCGUAUGGACCUGUCGGAGCUGUCGGCACCGGCUGAGCUGGUCACCAGGGGAGCCCGCGUCCUGGUUGCUGAUGAGUACUUGGCUCCUGACGUGCUCAGCACGGUGAAGGAGAUGAAGGCGGUCAACUUCAGACGAGUGCCCAAGAUGCCUGUUUAUGGAGUCGCUCAGCCGACGUCAGAGGCCACCGCAGCCGUUUUGGCCCAUCUGACGGAUGAGAAGAGGAAGCACAGCCACGUGCUGUGGGUGAACCUGCAGGAGGAGCUGGUGUUGGAAGGAAACGGUCAGACUUUCACACCCAGGGAGCCCUCGUGCCUGGACCAGCACAUUCCUAUCCCAUCAUCUGACCCACAGCUAAUAGAGAAACUGGAGACGUCUCUGAAGGAGGCGGUCCUGCGAGCUCAGAAGUGGCUGGAGGUGACGCUGGAGCAGGACAAACAGAUGAAGAUGUUUAAAAGCUGCAUGACGGUCCAGGAGAUCUUCCACCAGCAAAAGAGCUCCCACCAGGGCCUCGUCUACAAACGCAUCCCUCUGCCGGAGUGCAGCGCGCCCAGGGAGGAGGAUUUCGAUAGGCUGCUGGAUGCCAUGAAGAGUUCCUUGGCCGAAGACUCCCGCUCAGCCUUCGUUUUUAACUGCUCCAACGGCAAAGGCAGGACCACAACCGCCAUGGUCAUCUCUGUUCUGACUCUCUGGCAUUUUAAUGGUUUCCCAGAGUUUGCAGAAGACGAGAUUGUUAGUGUUCCGGAUGCCAAGUACACAAAAGGAGAAUUCGAGGUCGUGAUGCAGCUGGUUCGCCUGCUCCCCGACGGUCACAGGAUGAAGAGGGAGGUGGACACGGCCCUGGACUCCAUCAGCGAGACCAUGACCCCCAUGCACUACCAUCUGCGAGAGAUCAUCAUCUGCACAUACAGACAGAUUAAAAGCGGCAAGACGGAGAAGGAGUGUCAGCAGCUGCUGCUGAGGAGCCUGCAGUGCCUGGAACGCUACAUUUACCUCAUCCUCUUCAACACAUACCUGCAUCUAGAGAAGAAAGACUCUUGGCAGCGCUCCUUCACUCUCUGGAUGGAACAGGUGGCUGCCAGGGCCGGAGUUUAUGACAUCCUCAACCAGCUGGCCUUCUCCGAGUUCGAGAACCCGAGGGACUCGCAGCUGGCCCGACUGCGCUGCCGCUGGCAACGGCAAAACAUUCACUCACUUCCUUUCCGAGGGGAGUUCAUCUGAGAGAGGAUCACUGCGAAGGCACCAGAGCAGCACUGUGCUUUUCAGAAUAAAAGACAUUUUUACAGUCACAUUGUCACAACUUCUAUAUUUACCCCUGUGUCAAUGCAUAUCUUUAUUUCAUCUAUUGUUUGUUUUGCUGUUCCUUUCUUGUUAAACGUUUUUAGGCUGUUACUUUUAGUGCCUUUUUUUCAAUGCUAGAUCAUAGACUUGACUAAUAUUUAUGUCACUUUUUUCAAAUCAACUUUAUAAUGAGUUUGUUUUUUUCACACGUUUGAAGGCGAGAGGGACUUUUUGAACUUCUGUUUUACCGAGACAACAGAUUAGGUUGUUGUGGAGGACAGGAGCAAGCUCCGUAUGUCACACCUGCUUUUUGUGGUCUGAUAUCUUUCUUGAAACCUGUUCUCUUCUUUGUCCGACCUGAUUUCAAAUAUGUUUUCAAGACAACCACUCUGUGUACAUACGAACAGUUGUUUUUCGUGUCCUUGAGUUUGUUUUGUCCCAGUAAGACAACAGAAAUGAGUCAGUCUGUGGUUCCUGUUUCUUUGAUUUCUCAUGUGUCAGGUACUAACAAUGCAGCAUGUCAGGAACGUUUUAUGUAAGUUUGAUUCUCCUUUAAAGCUGUUA